Messenger RNA from Gopherus flavomarginatus (Mexican gopher tortoise), 1986 nucleotides. RefSeq names its product required for meiotic nuclear division 1 homolog (gene RMND1). The transcript has 13 exons. The record is from RefSeq and is a predicted model, not a curated record. Lineage: Eukaryota; Metazoa; Chordata; Testudines; Testudinidae. Bases 1 to 1656 code for a protein of 551 amino acids. Gene Ontology annotation, biological process: positive regulation of mitochondrial translation.
AUGACGCAAGCGCACCUCGUUGUGUCUUCAAUGAGCAGUGUCAGGCGGGGACCGAAGGUCGGGAGCCGGGCGCAGGGACGGGCAGUUUGGCGCUGCUGUUCCCCGCGCGCCAGGGAGACGAGCCGCCCCCUCCCCCCCGGAAGCUCAGGUCUCUGGUCCCAAACGAUUUCUCAAUUUGGAAUGAAUUUGUCCAAAGGAAUAAAUAUUCUUUCUACACUGGCAGAAGAAGCUACUGCUGUUAAAAGUGAGAUUAUCACUUCAACAGUCUCAGAAUCCAAGGGCUUAAGUGACUUCCACCAGUUCACUGUUCAGAGUGAAGCAAUGACAGUAAAACUGCUGGGAUUCCUGGCUAGAUGUUCCCAUGUGUUAAUGAAAAUAUGUGAGUGCCAAGGCCUUCAUAAACCUAGGCAUCCAGUGUUAAAACUAAGCAAUGAUGUUGUCAGGGCAUCAUUCAGAACUCUAGCACCAGACAAAGUCUUGAACUUGUGCACUCCUGAAACUGCUACCUGUUGCUUGACAAAUCUGCGUGAACAACUCAAGAAUUGGCAAAUGUCAGAAGCAAAGGUUGUGAAUUACCAGGUUGGAGAAGUUUAUCCUCCAUUCAGGGAGGAUGCUCUAAGGACUGUGAACUACAAGCAUGGACUAAGUAGUGUUAGAAAGUUUAUGAAAAUGCCAACAAGAUUUUAUUCAGUUGUAUCAGCUGGUAAAAUACUGCCAAAACAAAGUAUUCUGCCAACUAAGAGACCACCGAAGGCACCUAGGACCAAACAGCCAUCCAGAGCUAACCAGCCACUGGUGUCAGAAACUGAGGAUCUGAUGCAGUGUACAGCCUUCGCAACAGCAGAUGAAUAUCAUCUUGGUAAUCUGUGUCAUGAGCUGACUUCAUAUGGAUACGUUGAAAUAACAAGUUUGCCUAGAGAUGCAGCAAAUGUUUUAGUGAUUGGCACGGAAAACGCUGCAAAAGAAUAUGAUCCUGGUAUGAUCUUUUUCUUCAGGGAAGGGUCUGUUGUGUUUUGGAAUGUGGAAGAGAAAACGAUGAAAAAAAUAAUGCAAGUGUUGGAGCGGCAUGAAAUUCAGCCUUAUGAAGUUGCACUGGUUCAUUGGGAGAAUGAAGAAAUUAACUACAGGAAAGGAGAAGGCCAGUCAAAGCUCCACAGAGGACAAAUCUUGUUAAAUUCUGACCUGGAUAUUGAUGAAGUAAUUCUGCAGAAAUUUGCCUUUUCAAAUGCUCUUUGCCUUUCUGUAAAACUGGCCAUUUGGGAAUCAUCCUUGGAUAAUUUUGUGGAAUCUAUCCAGUCAAUUCCUGAGAUAUUAAAAUCAAGAAAAAAUGUGAAACUUUCUCAUGCUGAUGUAAUGCAGAAAAUUGGGGAACUCUUUGCCUUACGGCACUGUAUAAAUCUGAGUUCAGACCUGCUGAUAACUCCUGACUUCUACUGGGACAGAGAAAACCUUGAAGAGCUUUAUGACAAAACCUGUCAGUUUCUCAGCAUUAAUCGCAGAGUUAAGGUAAUGAAUGAGAAACUUCAGCACUGCAUGGAGCUGACGGACCUGAUGCGAAAUCACCUGAAUGAAAAACGUGCCCUGCGCUUGGAAUGGAUGAUAGUCAUACUCAUCACUAUAGAGGUCAUGUUUGAACUUGCCCGAGUAGUUUUCUGACCAUGGCAGAAGCUAAGAACAUCUGAGAAAAGUAUGACAGGACCAUAUUCAGAACAGAAAAAAGUUCCUUGCUCCCACCUCUUUAUUUUCUGUAUACUUCUGGAAAAUGCUGUAAUUAUCUUACUAAAUGAAUGUAUUUAUGUAUAAAUAAAUGUACAUGUGUUCAAAUAAACUGUGAACUUAGUGAAUAAAUUGUAAGUUAGGUUCAGCACUACUGGACAACUGAUCUUUUGAUAUAACACUAAUCUAUAGGAUUUAUGCAUUUUAAGUGACGUUUCUGCAGUGAGUAGGAAAUGCUGUGUGUCAAUAAAUGUCUCCAAUGUGACAUUA